Fusarium oxysporum Fo47 is the source of this 2412-nucleotide messenger RNA. RefSeq lists its product as uncharacterized. The coding region runs from base 1 to 2412 and encodes 803 amino acids. The transcript has a single exon. Lineage: Eukaryota; Fungi; Ascomycota; Sordariomycetes; Hypocreales; Nectriaceae. The record is from RefSeq and is a predicted model, not a curated record.
AUGUCGCAGCCUCCGCCGUCUUCUCAGUCAUCAGUACCACGGUCACCAACAUCGCAACGCCCGCCUUCAGGGUUACAGCACCCAGUCUCAUCAUGGCCGCUGGAUAACUCAUGGGCAUCGACGACACCACAGCGAUCAGGAGCAUCACAAUCAUCGGCUCUUGCGUGUCGGCCUGCACCAUCUCAGCCAACGCCAACUUCACAACCGCCGCCAUCAUCACAGCCUCCAGCGGCCAGGCCCUCGACAUUAUCCCCCCCAUCUUCAUCAUCUCAACCAUCGACUUCGGAGCCACCGUUCCGUACCCCAACAGCGCAAGAGCGGCCCGCAGCGCAAGUAGCAAUGUCUCCUGGGUCUGCUGUGUCUAACAGCGAACAGCCAAACAACGCAUGGCCGACUUCGCAGACAUCGCAGGUCCUGGCACCUCCCCGCCACUCACCAAUAGAGAGUCCACUGCCAGAAGAUGCUCAGACUCGCUCUGAAGUCUUGAGACAUCCUCAUGCAGCUCAGACCAAGACUUCUGCGCAGGCUUUGGGAAACAGUCCCCAACCUAGCGAACUUUCACGUGCGACAAGGCCCAAGGCAUCAUCCAAGCCCUCAGUUGAUAUUGUUUUGCUUAACCGUCAAGCAGUCAAUGAAGCGCGGUCACAGUCCAUGACAACUGGACAGCAAGCAGCAACAACCAGCCCUACACAGAUGCCAGCAGCUCAUGAAAGACAUUCAGAACCUGCACAGAUAACGUCAAUGCCGCCAGCUAUGUCUGCUGCCAGACCUGAAGCCCCAGCUGCGCGCCGCCCGCUCCCUCGGGAGAGACCAUCACCUAGACCUUCUGCUUCACCGGUAAAGAGCCGUGAAGCCCCCAAGGUCAUGCCGUCACAAAAUCAGGCUCCCAGUGCUUUCUCCCAACAUCCUUCUGGGGCCGGGAAUACUCCAGCAGCUCAGCCAGAGCGACCAGCACAAAUGCUCUCAGGUCAGCCACCUACCAGAUAUGCUUCUCGACCUACGUCCCCGGUACACCAAAACUCACCCCGCUUGCCGCCCAUGAAUGUCCCUCUAGAUGGACACUAUAUCCCCAAUACAAUGUUGGCCCAACAACAGGCAUCUUUGUCGAUGUCUCGACCUAGUUCUUCGGGACAUAUUGGACCACAACCUGUGCCUUCUCCUCGUCUGGCUGCUCGGUCUAUAUCGCGACCCGGCUCUGCAUCCCAAAAGCACAUUGUAUCACAGGCUAUGCCUUCUCCCCAUCAACUAGCGGCAGAAAUUCAGCGACCUCGGUCCGGAUUCCAGGGGCAUUCUGGGUUGCAGCCGAUGUACUCUCCCCGACAAGUUCCUAGGGAAAUCCCUCACCGUGCUUCAGCCUAUGAAGGGCAUCCAAAUCAUCGUCCUGUUCCAUCACCGCGCGGUCCCUAUGCUGUUCCAGUGCAGCCGCCCGCAUCGCCUCAACAAUCUUUCAGUCACUUUUCCCAUCGAAGCCCUGAGAUGCAGGGACAGGGCUAUGUUUCCCAGCGUCAUUAUGCAUCAACUGGGACCUUGUCACCGCAAUUGUCAACAGCGGAAAAUCAAUUGCCACCCAUUCGAUUACCAAACAUCUCUCGUCCUCGAUCUGGAGCCCAGACAGCUCCAAACAUGAUCUCGCCGCCGCAGACCGCUGUUGGGGCUCGACCAGGACACUAUACGGGAUAUCACCAGCCUACGCCGCAUAUUAUGCAAUCGCCGCGUCUAUCUGCGGCCGAAAUCUCUCGACCGCACACGGCAAGCAACAUGCAUCCUCCCCUGCCCACGAUGUCACCAAUCCUAGGGCACACAGAACCGCGUAGACCAAACUCAAGCUACGCUCAAAGCAUGCCUUUUCACGCCCCCUUGCCCACCAUGCUGCCAACCUAUUCGAACACAAGCUACCAGUCGUCGGCACCAUCUGCACACCAGUACGCCCAACCUAAUCGUCCUCAAGGUCACCUUCGAAGACAUUCCGAAAGCGCUUGUCAGCCCCAACUCCAGCAGUAUGCACUCGCAGGCAGCCCGCAGAUAGCAAACUCUACGCCACGGUCCUAUCAGUCGCCAGAGCUCGAUCGGGGUCCGAGACGUAAUCCGGCUCAGGAUCCCUUCCUCCCUGAACUCUCUCCCAACGUUCGUAAGGCACUUCUGGAACAAGUUAGAACAGACAGACUCGAUCUUAUCCCCUGCGACUUUCUCAACAACGAAAACAAGUAUCGAUGCCCUUUUUGCAAGGAAACGACUCUGGAACCAACAGCGCUUAUUAAUCACAUCAAGAUGAGCUGUCCAAUGCUGGAGGAGAAGUAUAAACAGGACAAGAAUGAGCAGGCCAUUGAAGCGAAUCAAGCCAAGCGAGUCACGCAAGCUAAGAGAAAGAGUCAGAUGGCCCAGGCAACGAAGAAUGCCCGAGUUCGGAGUUGA